Huiozyma naganishii CBS 8797 is the source of this 1821-nucleotide messenger RNA. It is a transcript of the gene ECM38, whose product is annotated as gamma-glutamyltransferase. The record is from RefSeq and is a predicted model, not a curated record. Gene Ontology annotation, cellular component: plasma membrane; fungal-type vacuole. Gene Ontology annotation, molecular function: glutathione gamma-glutamate hydrolase. Gene Ontology annotation, biological process: glutathione catabolic process. The transcript has a single exon. NCBI's taxonomy places the organism in Eukaryota, Fungi, Ascomycota, Saccharomycetes, Saccharomycetales, Saccharomycetaceae. The coding region runs from base 1 to 1821 and encodes 606 amino acids.
AUGGUCACUGUACGUGCACUCACAGUGACUCUCGCAGCAUUGCUCUCGUGCGUGUUCGGGUCCGCGCUGGAUCUGUUCGCAAGGACCCUGCCCUCGCACAACAUCGACAUCAGCCCGCUAGACAGAAACGCAACGCUCACACCGUCAAGGAAACUCUGUCUGAGGGGCGACCACGGCGCCAUAUCCUCGGACUCGCAACUCUGCAACGAACUCGUCCACGAUAAGAUCGUGCUCAAGUUCCCCGAAUCCAACGCGGCAGACCAUGCAGUGACACUCGCGCUGUGUCUUGGGAUGGUCCACUUCUUCAACAGCGGAGUAGGUGGCGGUGGGUACGCAGUGGUGCACAACCACGGCGCCCGCGGUGGUGACUGGACAGCGGAUUUCCGCGAGACGGCCCCACGCCGCGCCACAGAGGACAUGUUCUCCGACCCAUCGCAGUCCAAAGUUGGUGGCCUCGCCGUCGCGGUCCCGGGGGAACUCAGCGGCGCGUACGAGUUGUACCGCAGCAUGGGCAGCGGGACCGUCCAAUGGGCACAACUGCUCGAACCGGUCAUUACACUGGGUAACGACGGCUGGCCCGUCGGGGAGGCCCUCGAGGCCGCGUUGGUCGCGUACGAAAGUGUAUUUCUUGCGGUUCCGGACUCCUGGGGGUUUGUGCUCAACUCGACGCGCACUGGCGUGCUCAGGAGAGGCGACUGGAUCAAGAGACCCGCGCUGGCGAACACGCUGCAGAUUCUAGCGACGAACGGGUCCGCUGCGCCCUUCUACGACCCUCGAGGACCACUCGUCGAGUCCAUGGUCCGGAGUGUCGCCAGUGAGGGCGGGCUCCUUGCACCAGAGGACUUCGCGGACUAUACAGUCCACGUCACACCCGCUUUAAAGAGACGCAUCAGGUGUGGUUUCGCGUACGCCCCGGAUAACGACCUCACCGUCGUCACAAGCAGCGGGUCCAGUUCCGGUGCCGCGUUGCUCUCCGCACUUGGGAUCAUGGACGUCAACCGCGUGCACCCAGGAGGAGACUACACUGCAAAGACGACUUUCCAACUCGUUGAGGCGAUGAAGUGGAUGGCGAGCGCCAGAAGCAGGCUCGGGGACUACGAAGGGGUCGAGCUGCCCGCACGGAUCGCACAGUUGCUCGAGGACAAGUGGAUCAAGAACGCGAUCCAAUCCACUGCGGAGCGGAACUCCACAAUGGCGAACUACACCGCGUACGAGCCCCUGUACGAGAUCAACGAACCCCAUGGCACUGCCCACUUUAGCGUCGUGGACUCUCGUGGGAACGCCGUCUCUCUAACGACCACUAUCAACCUGCUAUUCGGGUCCCUUGUACACGACACGACCACUGGUGUGAUCUUCAAUAACGAGAUGGACGAUUUCGCGCAAAGGCACCGGUCAAACAGUUUCGACUUGGCACCGUCCGCUUACAACCUGAUCGCGCCGGGGAAGCGGCCACUGUCGUCUACCGCACCGACAGUCGUGCUGAACGAGUACGGCCGCCCAGACCUCGUCAUCGGUGCGUCCGGCGGGUCCCGGAUCACGACAAGCAUCCUGCAGGGGAUCAUCAGACAGUACUGGUACCAGAUGCCGUUGCUCGAGACUGUCGCGUACCCUCGUGUGCACCACCAGCUGCUCCCUGACGUGCUCGAGGUGGAGAGCCGUGCGAUGAUGGGCAAGGAGAUCGUUGGAGAACUGCAAGCGAUGGGGUACACAGUCCGGGAGGCUGCUCCGAAGUCCGUGCUGAACGCGAUCAAGCGGGUCGGCACCUCGUGGGCCGCAGUGAGCGACUACUGGCGCAAGCGCGGGGUCGCCGUGGCGUACUAG